AUGGAUGGGAUGAGAAUUCGGGGCCCCGCCCCUAAUUACAAUUCCAUCCCUCAAUUUCACGACCCACACGAAGAAGUCGAGCCACAACCCGGCCCUUCGACAUCUACCGUAGUCACGCUGGAAAAUGAGGAAAAUCACCAAGAAGAGGACGAUCAGCCGGUUCUGCAAGAGGAAAAGAAGGAAAUCGCAAAACUCGGAGAGCAGACGGUACCAAUCCACAUUGUCUCGUGCUCGGCCUACGGUGGUGAUCGCUACAAUGUGCUCCGCGCGCUGGAAAAGAUCAAGCCGGUGGUUGUCAUCAUGUAUCACUCGGAUCUGGCCACAUUCCGACAGGUCGAGUUGUUCCACGCGACAAAUUCGAAUUUCCAUCUACACUUCUACUUCCUACAGUACUCCGAUUCGACCGAGGAGGAAAGAUACCUAAGCCGACUGAGCAAGGAAAACGAAGCCUUCUCCCACCUGAAAAACGAAGUUGAUAACCUGUUGAUCGCCCGUGAAUUCGAUGCGGGAAGGGAAGAAGCCCCCAGAUUGGCCGUGAACACGUUGGAAGCUGGCGGAUUCCAGGAGGAUACUGUCGCCAGGCCAAAGAUAAUCGUCGACAUGCGCGAGUUCAACAGCGAGUUGCCGACGAUUCUCUACAAGAAGGGAUACGAUGCGAUUGCGGCCACCCUCGAGGUGGGCGACUACGUGCUCUCCCCCGGUAUUACAAUCGAACGAAAAGCCCUCGACGACUUGACCCAAUCACUCCAAAGUGGCCGCGUCUUCAAGCAGACCGAACAGAUGCUGGCCAACUACGCGGCCGCCUAUCUGCUGAUCGAGUCGAACACUAAGUUCGAGCUGAAGAUUGUCAAUGGAGGGCCCUUUCAGGGAGAACUGUCUCGUCAUUGCCGUGAGAUCCGCCAGCAGCUCUGCACCCUCAUUCGCCUCUUCCCAAAACUGAAGCUCAUCUGGUCGCUCUCCCCGGCCAAUUCUGCCGAUUAUUUUGCCGAUUUGAAGCUAAACACGGCCGAUCCGGACGUGGAGCGCGCGGUGGCUAUUCGAGGGGAUGAAGUCAACGAUGAAGGUGCUUUUUUCGAGUUC
Molecule: messenger RNA, 1080 nt
Organism: Mesorhabditis spiculigera
Lineage: Eukaryota; Metazoa; Nematoda; Chromadorea; Rhabditida; Rhabditidae
Source: the annotation of a GenBank genome assembly